Molecule: messenger RNA, 4587 nt
Organism: Condylostylus longicornis
Lineage: Eukaryota; Metazoa; Arthropoda; Insecta; Diptera; Dolichopodidae
Gene: Polr3A
Product: DNA-directed RNA polymerase III subunit RPC1
Exons: 11
Coding region: 99-4241 (1380 amino acids)
Biological process (GO): DNA-templated transcription
Molecular function (GO): DNA binding; DNA-directed RNA polymerase activity
Source: RefSeq, a predicted model, not a curated record
AAAAUUUGUUUAUAAAUUUUUCGGCAAAAAUUUUGAAAAUUUGUAAAAACAUUUAUUUUAAAAAAUUUUUUAAUUAGAAUUUAAGAAAAAGUUUUAAAAUGCCGAAAGAACAGUUUCGUGAAGCAGAUGUUAUCAAAAAAAUUUCACAUGUUCAGUUUUGUAUUGAUAGCCCACAACAAAUUCAACAGGAGUCUGUUUUACGAAUUGUUUCGAAAAAUCUUUAUGGACCAAACCGUGAACCAAUACCAUAUGGUGUUCUAGAUAGGCGUAUGGGAAUAAGUAUGAAAGAUGCAUUAUGUGAAACAUGUAAUCAAGGAUUAAAUGAAUGUGUUGGACAUUUUGGUUAUUUAGAUUUAGCUUUACCAGUAUUUCAUGUUGGUCAUUUCCGUGCUACUAUUUCAAUUUUACAAAUGAUAUGUAAAACAUGUUCCCAUAUUAUGCUAAAGGAUACAGAUAAAGUUAUUUUUGCUAAAAGAUUAUUAAAUCCAGAUUUAUCAUAUUUAGCUAAAAAGAAUAUACACUCUCAAAUAUUAACGAAAGCGAAGAAAAAUAAUAAAUGUUUGCAUUGUGGGGCAAUCAAUGGAGGUGUUAAAAAAGGUCCCGGUCUUAUGAAGAUACUACAUGAUCCAUAUAAAGGGAAAAAAGCAACCGAUCCAAUAAUGACUCAAGCUCUUGAUGAGUUAGUUGAAGCUACACAAUCAAAUCGCGAAUUAAAUCAAAUUCUUAAUCAAAAUUCAUUAGUCGAAGAACUUAAUCCUCUGACGGUUUAUGAACUCUUUAAAAACAUUCCAAAAUGUGAUGUACCUAUACUUGGUAUGACUUCAGAAGAUGCAGAUCCUUUAAAUUUAAUCGUUACAAGAGUAUUUGUGCCACCAGUUUGUAUAAGACCUUCAGUUGUAUCAGAUGUGAAAGCUGGAACAACUGAAGAUGAUCUUACAAUGAAACAAAGUGAAAUUUUACUUAUAAAUGAUGUUAUUCUAAAACACAUGAAUAGUGGAGGAAAAAUUGAAUUAAUACAAGAAGAUUGGGAUUUUUUACAAUUACAUGUUGCUUUAUAUUUUAAUAGUGAGAUAUCUGGAAUACCACUUAGUAUGGUACCUAAAAAAUCUACUAGGGGUAUUGUUCAAAGACUCAAAGGAAAACAAGGGCGAUUUAGAGGAAAUCUUUCUGGGAAACGUGUAGAUUUUUCUGCUCGUACUGUAAUUUCUCCGGAUCCCAAUUUAAUGAUACACCAAGUCGGAGUUCCAGAUCGUGUUGCAAAAAUAUUAACGUAUCCUGAAAAAGUAAAUCCAGCAAAUAUUCAAAGAAUGAAACAAUUGGUCCGCAAUGGAACUAAUGUACACCCGGGAGCAAAUUAUGUUCAACAACGUGGUAGUACUUUUAAAAAGUAUUUAGCAUAUGGUAAUCGAGAUAAAGUUGCACACGAUUUGAAAUGCGGUGAUAUUGUUGAAAGGCACAUGACAGAUGGGGAUAUAGUAUUAUUUAAUCGUCAACCAAGUUUACAUAAACUUAGUAUUAUGUCACAUCAAGUCAAGGUACAACCACAACGAACCUUCCGAUUUAAUGAAUGUGCAUGUACACCAUACAACGCCGAUUUUGAUGGUGAUGAAAUGAAUUUACAUUUACCACAGACUGAAGAAGCUCGGGCGGAAGCUUUGAUUCUUAUGGGUAAUAAAUCAAAUUUAGUGACACCAAAAAACGGUGAAAUAUUAAUUGCUGCAACACAAGAUUUUAUAACUGGUGGUUAUUUGUUAACACAAAAAGAUGAAUUUUUAACAAAAGAACAAGCAAUGCAAUUAGCUGCUUGUAUGUUGGCAGGACCAGAUUCAAAUAUGGAUAUUGAUUUACCACCACCCGCUAUAAUAAAACCAAGACGUUUUUGGACUGGAAAACAAAUAUUCAGUUUAAUAUUAAAACCAAAUAAAAAAUGUACAGUUCUUGCUAAUUUAUCAACUAAAGGGCGAAAUUACACAAAGAAUACAGAUAUGUGUGUUAAGGAUUCAUGGGUUGUUAUAAGAAAUUCAGAACUUUUGUGUGGUUCUAUGGAUAAAGCAACAUUGGGAUCUGGAACGAAAAAUUGUAUAUUUUAUGUUAUUUUAAGAGAUUUUGGUGAAAUGCAUGCAACAAAAGCGAUGUGGCGAUUAGCGCGGAUGGCAUCUUAUUUUAUGAUGAAUCGAGGUUUCUCAUUUGGAAUUAGUGAUGUCACACCUAGUCAGAAAUUACUUUCAGAAAAACAAAAACUUUUAGAAAGAGGUUAUAGAAAAUGUGAUGAUUAUAUUAUGGAAAUGAAAAAAGGAAUUUUACAAUGUCAGCCCGGUUGCACACCGGAACAGACAUUGGAAGCUGUAAUGUUAAAAGAAUUGUCAACCAUUCGUGAACAGGCCGCUCAAAUUUGUUUCCGCGAAUUACACCCAACAAAUAGUGCUUUAAUAAUGGCGUUGUCUGGAUCAAAAGGUUCAAAUAUUAAUAUUUCGCAAAUGAUUGCUUGUGUUGGUCAGCAAGCUAUUAACGGCAAACGUGUACCAAACGGUUUUGAAGAUAGAGCUCUACCCCAUUUUGAGAAAUUUUCAAAAAUACCUGCUGCCAGAGGUUUUGUACAAAACAGUUUCUAUUCUGGUUUAACACCUCCUGAAUUUUUCUUUCAUACAAUGGCAGGACGUGAAGGUUUAGUUGAUACAGCUGUAAAAACUGCAGAAACGGGUUAUUUACAGAGACGUUUAGUAAAGUGUUUGGAAGAUCUAGUAGUGCAUUAUGAUGGUUCAGUAAGAAAUGCGAUUGGAGAGAUUGUUGAAUUAACUUAUGGUGGAGAUGGUUUAGAUCCAGCUUUCAUGGAAGUAAAAAAUAAACCUGUAGACUUAGUGCGCCAGUUUAAUCAUAUAAGAGCUAUAAAACCGUUGAGGAACGAGGUACCCUUACCUGGUAACGAAAUUAAAUUAAUCGCGGAGAAAAUAUUACAAGAAGAAGAAUUUUAUAAUUGCCGAAAUGAUUUUCGGAACGAAUGUUUACAGUUCUUGGAAAAAACUGGAAAAAGAAUUAGUGAUAUUCAAGGUCGAUACAAGUGUCAUAAAAAUUUAGUUAAUGAAAUUGAGCGAUGUACGGAAGGUCAAAUUAGAGAAUUUUGUCGUAUAGUUAAUGAUAAAUACAACAGAAGUGUAGCCGAACCAGGAACAGCUGUCGGUGCUUUGGCAGCGCAGAGUAUUGGUGAACCAGGAACCCAAAUGACAUUGAAAACUUUCCAUUUUGCUGGUGUAGCUUCUAUGAAUAUUACACAGGGUGUACCUCGUAUUGUUGAAAUUAUUAAUGCUACUAAAACAAUUUCUACUCCCAUUAUAACAGCAGAAAUUGAAAAUAACACUAAUAUGGAGUUUGCUAGAAAAGUUAAGGCUCGCAUAGAAAAAACGACUUUAUCAGAAAUCGCUUCAUAUAUUGAAGAAGUUUAUAAACCAGAUGACGCAUUUUUAUUAAUUAAAUUAGAUUUAGAUAGAAUUAGAGUAUUAGGACUAGAAAUUAAUGCGGAUUCAAUUCGUUAUUCGAUAUGUGUAUCUAAGUUGAGAAUAAAACCAGCAAAUGUAAUAACAUAUGGUGAAUCAAUAAUUAUCGUACGACCCGAUUUAGUAAAGCACGGUAAUGCUCUAAAUGCGGAACUACAACGUUUGGUUAUUGCGAUACAAAGUGUUGUUGUUGCUGGUCUUCAAAAUGUUUCGAGAGCAGUAAUUGCUGUGGAUGAUUCUAUAAAACCACCAAAGUAUAAAUUGUGUGUUGAAGGUUCUGGUUUAAGAGAUGUUAUGGCUACAUUUGGUGUAAUAGGUACAAGAACUCGUAGUAAUAACAUUUGGGAAGUUUAUAAUACAUUAGGUAUCGAAGCAGCCCGUACCACAAUUAUGAAUGAAAUAACAGAUGUUAUGGAAGGCCAUGGUAUGAGUGUUGAUCAUCGUCAUAUUAUGCUAUUAGCUAGUCAAAUGACUGCCCGUGGUGACGUUCUAGGUAUAACAAGACAUGGUUUAGCAAAAAUGAGAGAAAGUGUAUUUAAUUUAGCUUCGUUUGAGAAAACAGCUGACCAUUUAUUUGAUGCUGCUUAUUAUGGUCAAACAGAUUCAAUUGAUGGUGUUUCAGAACGUAUUAUAUUAGGAAUGCCAGCUUCUAUUGGCACUGGAUUAUUCAAAUUAAUACACAAUCACAACAAUGAGCCGUUAGAGCCACCCGUGGAACCAUUACUUUCUAGUUACAACAUAGAUGAUUGAUAAAUAAAUUAUUUUUUUAAUGAAGAAAUUUGACAAAUUUUUAUAGCUCUUUUUUUGUUUUGAUACUGAAUUGCAAAUAAAAAAAAAGAAUUUAAUAAGUUGAAUGAGUUUAUUUGUCGCAAGGGAAAAUAAAUAUGACGUUGCAUUAGAUAUGGUAGAAAAAGGGAAGUGUUAUUGGUGUGAAAUAAAUAAAUAGAAAAAUUCUUAAAAUAGAUUUAAGUACGUAUUUUAGAUCCCACUUUGGAAUCCUAAAUUUAGGUAUGUAAAACGUAAUCUUAUACUAACAUACUAUAACGCAAAAAUAUAAAAUAAAUGAAUAUGUACAUAACAUCAAGCGUUACUUCCA